This is a messenger RNA of Globicephala melas (long-finned pilot whale), 8374 nucleotides long. RefSeq names its product ATP binding cassette subfamily A member 5 (gene ABCA5). Gene Ontology annotation, biological process: transmembrane transport; lipid transport. Lineage: Eukaryota; Metazoa; Chordata; Mammalia; Artiodactyla; Delphinidae. The record is from RefSeq and is a predicted model, not a curated record. Gene Ontology annotation, molecular function: ABC-type transporter activity; lipid carrier activity; ATP hydrolysis activity. Gene Ontology annotation, cellular component: late endosome; membrane.
CCUGCCUUCCCCGUCCUGCAGCGUCGGGGGCGCGCGCGCGCGGCCGCCCUCUCGGACACUGUUCCGAGCUGAGGUCCCCGCGGACUCCGCGUGUCCCGGCCUGUCGGCGCUCGGCCCGGCCCUGAGUAAACUAAUCCAGAAAACAUGGCUACUGCAAUUCGGGAAGUUGGAGUUUGGAGACAGACCAGAACACUCCUACUGAAGAAUUACCUCGUUAAAUGCAGGACUAAAAAAAGUAGCGUUCAGGAAAUUCUUUUUCCACUAUUUUUUUUAUUUUGGUUAGUAUUAAUAAGCAUGAUGCAUCCGAAUAAGAUCUAUGAAGAAGUGCCUGACAUGGAACUUAACCCCAUGGACAAAUCUGUCCUCUCUAACCUAGUUCUUGGAUUUACACCAGUGACUAAUAUUACAAGAGACAUCAUGCACAAGGUUUCUACCGAUCACCUUCCUAACGUCAUAAUUACCGAAGAAUAUACAAGUGAAAAAGAAUUGCUAGCAUCCAGUCUUUCUAAGCCCAGCAACUUUGUAGGUGUGGUUUUCAAAGACUUCAUGUCCUAUGAACUCCGUUUUUUUCCUGAUAUGAUUCCAGUGUCUUCUGUUUAUAUGGAUUCAAGAGCUGGCUGUUCAAAAUCAUGUGAGGCUGUUCAGUACUGGUCCUCAGGGUUCACAGUUUUACAGGCCUCGAUAGAUACUGCCAUUAUACAGCUGAAGACCAAUGUUUCUUUUUGGAAGAAGCUGGAGCCAACUAAGGCUGUCCUUAUGGGAGAAACUGCUGUUGUGGAAAUAGAUACCUUUCCCCGAGGAGUAAUUUUAAUAUACCUAGUUAUAGCAUUUUCACCUUUCGGAUACUUUUUGGCAAUUCAUAUCGUAGCAGAAAAAGAGAAGAAGUUAAAAGAGUUUUUAAAGAUAAUGGGACUGCAUGACACUGCCUUUUGGCUCUCCUGGGUCCUUCUGUAUACAAGUUUGAUUUUUCUCAUGUCCCUUCUCAUGGCAGUCAUUGCAACAGCUUCUUCUUUAUUUCCUCAAAGUAGCUGCUUUGUGAUAUUUCUUCUUUUUUUCCUGUAUGGCUUAUCAUCUGUAUUUUUUGCUUUAAUGCUGACGCCUCUUUUUAAAAAAUCAAAACAUGUGGGAAUAGUUGAAUUUUUAGUCACUGUGGCUCUUGGAUUUGUUGGCCUUUUGAUAGUCCUCGUGGAAAGUUUUCCCAAAUCUUUAGUGUGGCUUCUAAGUCCCUUCUGUCAGUGUACUUUUUUGAUUGGUAUUGCACAGGUCAUGCAUUUAGAAGAUUUUAAUGAAGGUGCUCUAUUUUCUAAUUUGACUGAAGGGCCGUAUCCUCUGAUUAUUACUAUUAUCAUGCUGGCCUUUAACAGCAUAUUCUAUGUCCUUCUGGCUGUCUAUCUUGAUCAAGUCAUUCCAGGAGAAUUUGGUUUACGGAGAUCAUCGUUUUUUUUUUUGAAGCCAUCAUAUUGGUCAAAGAGCAGAAGAAAUUAUAAGGAGUUAUCGGAGGGCAAUGUUAGUGGGAGUAUUAGUUUUAGUGAAACUGUUGAGCCUGUUUCUUCAGAAUUUAUAGGAAAAGAAGCCAUAAGAAUCAGUGGUAUUCAGAAGACAUACAGAAAGAAAGGUGAAAAUGUGGAGGCUUUGAGAAAUUUAUCCUUUGACAUAUAUGAGGGUCAGAUUACUGCGUUACUUGGCCACAGUGGAACAGGAAAGAGUACAUUGAUGAAUAUUCUUUGUGGACUGUGCCCACCUUCGGAUGGGUUUGCAUCUGUAUAUGGACACAGAGUCUCAGAAAUAGAUGAAAUGUUUGAAGCAAGAAAAAUGAUUGGCAUUUGUCCACAGUUAGAUAUACACUUUGAUGUCUUGACUGUAGAAGAAAAUUUAUCCAUUUUGGCUUCAAUCAAAGGAGUACCAGCCAAUAAUAUAAUACAAGAAGUGCAGAAGGUUUUACUGGAUUUAGACAUGCAGGCUAUCAAAGAUAAUCAGGCCAGAAAGUUAAGUGGUGGCCAGAAAAGAAAACUGUCUGUAGGAAUCGCUGUUCUUGGGGAUCCAAAGGUACUGUUGCUGGAUGAACCGACAGCUGGAAUGGACCCUUGUUCGCGUCAUAUUGUUUGGAAUCUUCUUAAAUACAGAAAAGCUAAUCGGGUGACAGUGUUUAGUACUCAUUUCAUGGAUGAAGCUGACAUUCUUGCUGAUCGGAAAGCUGUCAUAUCACAAGGAAUGUUAAAAUGUGUUGGUUCUUCAAUUUUUCUCAAAAGUAAAUGGGGGAUUGGCUACCGCCUGAGCAUGUAUAUUGACAGAUGCUGUGCCACGGACCCUCUCUCUUCUCUGGUUAAACAACAUAUACCUGCAGCUACUUUAUUGCAACAGAGUGACCAGCAGCUUGUGUAUAGCUUGCCUUUCAAGGACAUGGACAAAUUUUCGGGUUUAUUUGCUGCUCUAGACACUCAUUCAGAUUUGGGUGUUAUUUCUUAUGGUGUUUCCAUGACGACUUUGGAAGAUGUAUUCUUAAAGCUAGAAGUUGAAGCGGAAAUUGACCAAGCAGAUUAUAGUGUAUUUACUCAGCGGCCACCAGAGGAAGAAGUGCAUUCAAAACCCUUUGAUGAAAUGGAGCAGAGCUUGCUUAUUCUUUCUGAAACCAAGGCUUCUCUGGUGAGCACCAUGAGUGUUUGGAAACAGCAGGUGUUUAAAAUUGCAAAGUUUCACUUCCUUACCUUGAAACGUGAGAGCAAAUCAGUGAGAUCAGUGUUGCUUCUGCUUUUAAUUUUUUUCGCAGUUCAGAUUUUUAUGUUUCUGGUGCAUCACUCUUUUAAAAAUGCUGUUGUUCCUAUCAAACUUGUUCCAGACUUAUACUUCCUAAAGCCUGGAGAUAAAGCUCAUAAAUACAGAACAAGCCUGCUUCUUCAAAAUUCUACCGACUCAGAUAUCAGUGAUCUUCUUAGGUUUUUCACCACCCAGAACAUAAUGGUGACAAUGUUUAAUGACAGUGACUACGUGUCUGCCGCUCCGCACAGCGCAGCUUUAAAUGUGAUGCAGUCAGAAAAGGACUAUGUUUUUACUGCUGUUUUCAACGGUACUAUGGUUUAUUCUUUACCUGUAUUGAUGAAUAUCAUUAGCAACUACUAUCUUUAUCAUUCAAAUGUGACCGAAAGCAUCCAGAUCUGGAAUACCCCAUUCGUUCAAGGAAUUACAGACAUAGUUUUUAAAAUCGAGCUGUAUUUUCAAGCAGCUUUACUUGGGGUUAUUGUUACCGCGAUGCCACCUUACUUUGCCAUGGAGAAUGCAGAGAAUCAUAAGAUCAAAGCUUACACUCAACUUAAACUUUCGGGUCUUCUGCCUUCUGCAUACUGGAUUGGACAGGCUCUUGUUGACGUCCCCUUAUUCACUGUGGUUCUUACUUUGAUGUUAGGCAGUUUAUUUUCAUUUCAUCAUGGAUUAUAUUUUUAUGCUGUCAAGUUCCUUUCUGUGGUUUUUUGCCUUAUUGGUUAUGUUCCAUCAGUUAUUCUGUUUACCUAUAUUACUUCUUUCACUUUUAAAAACAUUGUAAAUACCAAAGAAUUUUGGUCAUUUAUCUAUUCUGUGACAGCAUUGGUUUGCAUUGCAGUCACCGAAAUAACUUAUUUUAUGGGAUAUACAGUUGCAGUUAUUCUUCAUUAUGCUUUGUGCAUAGCCGUUCCAAUCUAUCCGCUCCUAGGCUGCCUGAUUUGUUUCAUAAAGAUUUCUUGGAAGAAUAUGCAAAAGAAAGAGGACACCUACAACCCAUGGGAUCGUCUUUUGGUGGCUGUUAUAUCGCCUUACCUGCAGUGUGUGCUGUGGAUUUUCCUCUUACAGUACUACGAGAAAAAAUAUGGAGGCAGAUCAUUAAGAAAGGAUCCCUUUUUCAGGACCCUUACAACAAAGUCCAAAAGUAAGAAGUUUCCAGAACCACCAAACAAUGAGGAUGAAGAUGAAGAUGUCAGAGCUGAAAGGGUGAAGGUCAAAGAAUUGCUGAGCUGCCAGCGCCACGAGGAGAAGCCAGCCAUUAUGGUCAACAAUUUGCAUAAAGAAUAUGAAGACAAGAAAGAUUUUCUUCCUACAAGAAAAAUAAAGAAAGUGGCAAAUAAAUAUGUCUCCUUCUGUGUGAAAAAAGGAGAGAUCUUGGGACUAUUGGGUCCAAAUGGUGCAGGCAAAAGUACGAUUAUUAAUAUUGUGGUUGGUGAUAUAGAACCAACUUCAGGCCAGGUAUUUCUAAGAGACUAUUCUUCAGACCCAGCUGGAGAUGAUGAUUCCGUAAAGUGUAUGGGCUACUGUCCUCAGAUAAACCCACUGUGGCCGGAGAUUACAUUACAGGAACAUUUUGAAAUUUAUGGAGCUGUGAAAGGAAUGAGUGCCAGUGACAUGAAAGAGGUCAUAAUUCGAAUAACAAAUGCACUUGAUCUAAAAGAACAUCUCCAGGAAACGGUAAAGAAACUCCCUGCAGGAAUCAAGCGAAAGCUGUGUUUUGCUCUGAGUAUGCUGGGGAACCCUCCCGUUACUCUGCUAGACGAGCCAUCCACAGGUAUGGACCCUAAAGCCAAACAGCACAUGUGGAGAGCAAUUAGAGCUGCGUUUAAGAACAAAACGCGGGCAGCUAUCCUGGCCACUCAUUGCAUGGAGGAGGUGGAGGCUGUCUGUGACCGAGUGGCUAUCCUGGUGUCUGGGCAGCUAAGAUGUAUUGGGACAGUCCAACAUCUAAAGAGUAAAUUUGGAAAAGGAUACUUUUUGGAAAUCAAAUUAAAGGACUGGAUAGAAAACCUAGAAGUAGACCGUCUUCAAAGAGAAAUUCAGCAUAUUUUCCCAAAUGCAAGCCAUCAGGAAAGUUUUUCUUCUAUUUUGGCUUAUAAAAUUCCUAAGGAAGAUGUUCAGUCCCUUUCACAAUCUUUUUCUAAGCUGGAAGAAGCUAAACGUACUUUUGCCAUUGAAGAAUACAGCUUUUCUCAAGCGACAUUGGAACAGGUUUUUAUAGAACUCACUAAAGAACAAGAGGAAGAAGAUAAGACUUGUGGUACUUCGAACAGCACACUUUGGUGGGAAAGAACACAGGAAGACAGAGUAGUAUUUUGAAUUUGUGUUGCUCAGUCUGCUUACUGCAUUUCUUUCUUUUUCACUUUAUUUUAACUUCGGUUUAAACGUUUAUUGCUUGAACGGUAAUUGGAGAACCAUGAAAGCACGUGGGAUUUUCCUGACUUCGUUAAUUGAAAUGCUGUUGGUUGUGUGUUUUGCUUUUCUUCAAAUAAAACUUGUGUAUAAUGCAUUGAAACUGCACGUUUGUAUCUGAAGUAUACUGCACUGUAGUCUGUAUGUGAAGUUGAACAUGUACUUUUUCACUUUUCAGAAACAGUGCUUGUGAUUUUAUGAUUUGAAGAAAUAGUGAUAGAAUCAUCUUAUUUUGAACAGUUAUCUUUUAAGUUUAUACCAUCUUGUUACAUAAGUAUGUAAUACCCCAAUCUAAAUAAAAAACGAAUACAUAAAUAACACAUAGAACAGAGACAUAAAGCAAAAGUUUGCUUCUCCUUUUUAAUUUCUAAAAGAAACUGAAUGGAAGUUGGCAUCCUAAAAGCCUGAACACUGGACAGUCUCAGUGCACGUAGAGGUCUGCAGGAAGUGACAUUCACUGGGUGGCAUCAUCAGCCAGAAUAACUGGAAGGAGACCUCGUUCUGUUAGUGAUUUUAGACGCAAGUAACUCAGGUACGGUGCUCUCAUCACAGUUCUUUUGCUUACGGUAAAAUUCAGAGGUGUUUCCAUUAUUGUGGAAGACUAUGUGUAGAAUCUUAUUAUGUGAUAGUCUGAUUCUUUGACUGCUUGUGGCUAGAAUGACAGACAUCUAUAAAGCUACAAGAAUUAAGCCAUACCUCCACCCCUCGUGGAAGAUAGAAAUUUUUUUGUCAUCUUCCUUCCAAAGGACACAUUAUCUUUUAUUCUAGAAAUAAACUGUAUUAUUUGAAUAUCUCUCUCCCUUAUAGAGUUUUAACUGUAUCACCGUGUAGAUUUAUUUAGUUACUCAUCUCAGAUUCACUUUGGAAUGUGGUGGAAUGUAAAUAAGCUUUUGGGCCUUAAAUUAAGGAUAAGUAAACUAUACAUAAUUCUCUUUAAUAAGAAGCCAGAAUUUCACUCUCUGACAGAGUUGAAGUAAGAUUAUGGUUAAGACAGUCUUAGAAAUAUUUCCUUGUAGAGCCCACGUGUGGACUAUAGAUAUAAUAUAAUAUAAAUCCUACUAGUGGACAUGAUAUUUCAACCAGAUGAGUGAAAGUUAUUAACUUUGUGAAAACAAAUGUAUUAGGGGUGACGAGUCUGAAAACACAGCAGCCACAGCAGAAGGAUUUGGUACUGAGCUCCUCCAAAGAUCCAAACCCUUUGAUGAAGCUAUUAACUAACGUAGGUGAAACUCAAGUUUUCGCCGUCCCGUGUAAUAAGACAGCUGUGCUUUUAGGCUCUAGCAGCUGAUGUACAAUAGUGUACCUUUCUCAGCCUCGGUACAAGGUACAUGACUGAUACCUUCCUCUGUUGCUUUGGCCACAUUGCUAACAGUGCAGGUACGUUACGUGCCGUCUCAGAGGUCUGUCUUCUAACUAAUCUAAAUGAGCUGUUUUACACAGCCUCUGGUCGGAUUCCACAGCCUGCAGCGAAGUUACCUCUCCUCGUAGGAUUCAGUGGCCUAGUGCGUUUAAUCUUUUAUUAUCAGGGCACUUGCCUCAGGAUACCUACCUUUUGGUUCUUCACCUGAGAAUCUCGCUUUUCCAUCUUUAGUAAAAGUUGUAACUUUUACACUACAGUACUACACGAUGAAAACAAGUAGGAAACCUUGGAAAGAAAAUCUUUACCUUUGUAGAUAAAUUAGUAAAUAGCACAUUGUAUUUUCUAAGCAAGUCAUUGCUAACCAGUGCCGUAAAGAGAUAUCUUUUAGUGUCUGAUAUUCAUGUAAAUACCCAGGGUUUCUUUUUUUUGGGGGGGGGGUGUUUUUGUAGCUCUGCUGACCAAUCAUAAUCACGUUUCCUAUCUAUUAAGUUCAUUCAGUUACUUCACUAUUAUUGUGCCCUUGUAAGCAUUUUUUUUAAAAAGGACUUUUUUUUAAAGUUUUUACAUACUUAGAGUGAAUAUAUUUUGGUCAUGAAUUAAAUUAUUUUAAUUUAAUUAAAAUUAAAAUGUAGGAGUGUUCUGUUCCCAUUUUUUCACAGUAAGAGAAUUUUUUCUAUUCAGAAGUAUAAUUUAACUACUACUUAGGAAAACAAGGGUAAGUGGGGUGGGAAGAAAAGGACACAGCAGGUCAAAUAUGAAAUUUAUCUUUAUUGACAGUAUACAGUUCAAAAUGUCUUAAAUUAUAAUCUCAAAACGUUUUUUCUGUACCAGUACAAAUGAAUAUAAAUACAUAUAUUAGGAAAAAUUAGAAAAAGCCACAUCACCUGCCUUAUAUUUUCCACCCACCAUCAAAUCUUAAAAGUGAACACCCGGACUUCACAGAGCGACUGUGGUUCGUGACUAAUAAUGCAAACAUCUGUCUGCAGCGUCAGGAAUGAGCCCUGAAAAACACAAUGAUGAGCGUCCUUUACGUUUCUCUUUGUGAGCUCUUAAUCUUUCUUCCAGUUUGUUCUCAGUAAAAGGCCGUGGGUUUUCUUUAAAGCCUUUUUUUCCUUUAAAUUGGCCCAAACUAUCUAAAACCAAUAUUUUUAUCAUUAAAAUGUUUUUAGAGUAAUUUUAUUCAACAGGCAUCUUAGUGAUCAAGUUUCAAGCAAUGGGUUCUUUGGAUAGAACAAUAACUAUCCACUUUGGCCAUGUAAGAUCUUACAGUCUAGUAGAAAGAGGUUAGAUACUUAUGUACUUUAAUAUAAUAUGACAGAUGCUUUGCUAGUGGUAGUAACACUAUUUUAUUGGGGCACAAUUCUAUUUAGGGUAAGUGUUGUCAUGCUUUUAUUGUUCUGUUGGUCACACAACAUUUUCUUCUAAAUGUGCUCUGAAUUUGAGGAAAAAUCAUGCUGUAUUUUUAUGUAACAUAAAUACACAUUAAUUUUUUUCAGUAGAAAUGCUUACCCCUCAUGUAUUUUUAAUAUUCCUAACAUUGAUUUUUCAUUUUCUUUCCUGAAAGAACAUGUUACAUAAAAUGAAAGAAUCUAUUCUCAGGUGAAUAAUUUUUAUAUCAGCUAUUCUUAUAAGGUAAAAGUUUACUUAUUUUUCAUUCAUAAUGUGUUAUAUGUAAGUAAUUAUGCUGCCAUUUAAGAAAAAUAAAUAUGAUUAUGUUAUUAGUAAUAAGCUUUAAGAACUGAAAACUUAAGACAACCCUUCAUUUUGUAUGAAAUGGAUUCUUUGUUAUUUAGUGUCGAUGAACGAAUAAUGAGUGUCUCAUAUUAAAAAUGAAGAAAAAACCUGGCA